This is a messenger RNA of Chenopodium quinoa (quinoa), 1182 nucleotides long. Its product is annotated as protein GLUTAMINE DUMPER 4-like. Lineage: Eukaryota; Viridiplantae; Streptophyta; Magnoliopsida; Caryophyllales; Amaranthaceae. Gene Ontology annotation, biological process: regulation of amino acid export. The record is from RefSeq and is a predicted model, not a curated record. The transcript has a single exon. The coding region runs from base 142 to 627 and encodes 161 amino acids.
AGAUGACACCACUUCCAUUAAUCACGAAAAACACCCCUUAUUAUUUUCCUCUCUUUUAUUUUUCUCUAUAAAUAACAACUUUUACUCACUAAUCACCUCUCAACCAACUCUCAUUUUUUUUUCUCUCUCUAAAACAUAAAAAUGAGGGCAAGGGUUACAAUAGUACAUCUAGGAGGUUCAUUUGGACCACAACAACACACACCACCACUACAACACCACCACCAUGUAACACCGCCCGCGGCCGGGUGGAAGUCCCCGGUGCCAUACCUAUUCGGAGGCCUAGCCGCCAUGCUCGGGUUAAUCGCCUUUGCAUUGCUUAUCCUCGCUUGUUCGUAUUGGAAACUCUCCGGCUACCUUGACGCCGGCGAGGAUUCCGGCGAGUUCGCCGGAGACGAGAAACUCAAGGAAAAUAAUGUUACCAUGACGGCGAUUCCGAGUAGUGUAUUGGUGAUCAUGGCGGGGGAGGCGAAACCUACGUUCUUGGCCAUGCCGGCGAGUAGUAAGGCUUCUUCGUUAGCGAGUUGUAGUAGCGGAGGAACAAAUGGUAGUGGUAGCGAAAGCGAUGGCGGUGGCGGGGAAGAGAAAGUGGGCGGUGAAGAAGAGAAAAGUAGAGAAAGGACAACCUGAGUAUGUUGGUGGAAGGUAUAGUGAAGGGUGUAUGUUGUGGUGGGUCAAUAUUUGUCAAUUAUUGUUAUUGCUCAGGUAUGUCAUGGGAUAUAUUAAGGUUGGACCCCAUGCAUAAAUUAAAUUACCCCCCAAAAAAAAAAAAACUUUUUGGAGGAGAAAAAAAAAAGAGAGAAAAUCAAGAAAAAGAAAUUAUAUGGUGGUAUUAGUAAAGGCAAUUAGGUUUGGAAUGAGAGGAUUAGGUACAUAAGUACAAAGGUUUAUAGGUAGGUAACUCUUUUUUUUUUUUUUUUGGUUAUUUUUUCGACUGGAAUUAAGAGUUAUGUAACAGGUUAAUCAGAUGGAGGGAGUUUUUUCUUUUCGUUUUAGUUGCUGAUGAUAGAGAUAGAUAGCGAUUAGAUUUGAUCAUUUAUUAAAGUAUUUUAGGAACAUAGGUAACUUUUUCGGUUUUGUGUUGUUAAAGUGGUUGCAAAUUGCUAAUUGCUAUAUAGAGGUUGAAGUGAAAAAGAGAGAUUUCAUGAAAUUGUGCAAAAGUUAAGCAUGCUUUGUUCGUUUUUC